Molecule: messenger RNA, 909 nt
Organism: Leptosia nina
Lineage: Eukaryota; Metazoa; Arthropoda; Insecta; Lepidoptera; Pieridae
Source: the annotation of a GenBank genome assembly
AUGGCUAACAUAAGUGAAACAGCAGUUAAAAACAUUGGUAAUGUGUUAAACGACCCAUCUCGCCCAAUGAAAGAGAGAUUUAGGGCCUUAUUUACACUUCGAAAUAUAGGUGGAGAAACCGCAAUCAAUUGUAUUAGCAAAUGUUUUAACGAUGAUUCAGUGCUUUUAAAACAUGAGUUGGCCUACUGUCUCGGUCAGAUGCAGGACAAAAUUGCAAUUCCGAUUCUAAGGAAUGUGUUAGAAAAUAAAAAUCAAGAUCCUAUAGUUCGGCAUGAGGCAGGAGAGGCACUGGGUGCUAUUGGUGAUCCAAAUUUAUUAGAGAUAUUAGAAAAGUACCAGAACGACCCAGCCAUAGAAGUAGCUGAAACAUGCCAAAUAGCCUUGCAAAGACUCAACUGGGUGAGGUAUGAGAGUAAUGAAAAUUUGAGUAAAAGUAAAUUCCUCUCUAUUGAUCCAGCGCCGCCUAGUAGUGAGGAGAAUGUGGAGUCACUCAGAAGCACUAUGAUGGAUGAAACAGAAUCGCUGUUUGAAAGAUACAGAGCUAUGUUUAGCCUAAGGAAUUUAGGAACCACUGAAAGUAUUAAUGCAUUGGGAGAAGGGUUUAAAGCUAGCAGCGCCCUCUUCCGUCAUGAAGUGGCGUUUAUAUUCGGCCAGAUGCAAGAUGAAAGAAGUAUACCCUUCUUGAAGCAGACUCUGGAAGAUAUAAAGGAACAUGAGAUGGUGCGCCACGAAGCAGCUGAAGCCCUUGGCUCGAUUGCAACGGACGAGUGUGUCGAAGUUCUUAAAAGAUAUCUAAACGAUCCACGGCCUGUAGUUCGAGAAAGCUGCGAGGUUGCCUUGGAUAUGUCGGAGUAUGAAAACAGUCCAGAGUUCCAAUAUGCUAACACCUUAGUCACUGUUGAAAGUUAA